AUGAAGCCAGACAGAAAUUCAUUCUCUGACACUGAGGUAUACACCGUUGGAGACUGGGACAAGCUAAAGCUGCUGCUGUGGAAGAAUUGGAUUCUUCAAUGGAACCAAAAAAUACAGACUAUAUGUAUUCUGAUCCUCCCAAUACUGUACCUUUUUCUCAUUUUAAUUAUACGUCUAGUAGUAUAUCCCGAUAUUUUGCCAGAAAUUCGCUAUGUACCGGAAUCUGUAUCGGAUCUACAGCUUUAUAUGAAGAAUGUUAUACUGGGAAAUCGGAUAUUGCACGAGAAUGGAUCUCUUAAUUUGCCAAGAAAUUUCCUUUGCUAUACUCCAGAUACCCCCAUAAAUGGGGCUAUUAUUGAUGCCACGGUAUUGAGACUGAGACUUUUGGGGGCUAGACCUUAUGACACGGCUUUGCAUAUGGAGAGGGAUAUGGUAAUGCAUAACUAUUUAGCCGGAGUGGAUUUCGAGGACAACGCGGAGGCAACCAUGGUCAAUGGAUAUCCACUUAAUUUGAAUUAUACAUUGCGAUUUCCCAGUGAAUUGCGAACCAUGACAGGUCCAAUUAUAGAGACGUGGCGGACAUCUUCCUUAUUCCUUUCUUAUGACACGUCAGGUCCACGUAACAGAGAGGAAAACGAUGGAGGAGUUCCGGUUGGAUAUAUUAGAGAAGGUUUUGUGCCAAUCCAACAUGCCCUGACCAUGUCCUGGCUAACACUGGCUUCGGGUAUUAAUGAUAAUGAACUACCAAAUAUAAGUCUUCAGCGAUUUCCCUAUAGAGCCUUUACCUAUGACCCAUUGCUAAAUGGACUGCGGCAACUACUACCCUUCAUCAUCCUGCUGAGCUUUAUUUAUCCCUGCUCGACGGUGACCAAGUUUGUGAACAUCGAAAAGGAAAUGCAGCUCAAGGAGAUCAUGAAACUGAUCGGCGUUCAUAACUGGCUUCAUUGGGUGGCGUGGUUCAUUAAGAGUUAUUGUAUGCUUAUGAUUGUUGCCUUUUUUAUCCUGAUCAUGAUGAUGGUAAAAUUUUAUAACUCCGUUGCUGUACUAACAUAUUCCCAGUGGAUUCCUAUUUUACUAUUUUUGCACACUUAUGUCGUUACGGGAAUUACUUUUGCCUUUAUGCUGGCGGUUUUCUUUAAAAAAGCCAGCACUGCAUCGGCUGUGGCUUCCAUACUGUGGUUUCUGACCUUUAUACCCUAUUCAUUUUCAUUCUAUUACUAUGAACGCCUUACACUCGCCCAAAAAUUAAUAAUUUGCUUUGUAUUUCCAAACUCGGCCUUGGGGUUUGGCGUGCAUGUCAUAAUCAUGUGGGAAGGAACCGGAGAGGGAGUCACUUUGGCCAAUAUGUUUCACCCAGUCUCGGUUGAUGAUAACCUGACCCUAUUUUAUGUUAUCAUGGCGAUGACUUUUGGAGCAUUAGUAUUCUUAAGUAUUUGUCUAUAUAUAGAACAGAUAUUCCCUGGGGAAUAUGGUAUUGCUCGUAAAUGGAACUUUUUGUGUCGCAAGGAGUUCUGGCAGGAACUUACGACUCCUUUAAAGAAAGAAAAGCGCCUAAGCAAUCCAAUGGAAAAUUCCAAAAAUGGAUCAGUUAGUAGAAAUAAAAAGGAAGUGGGACUGCAAUUGGUAAACCUGGAAAAAACAUUUGGAAAACUUAGAGCCGUCAAGGGGUUAAGUUUGAAGAUGUAUCGCAGCGAUAUUACAGUGCUACUUGGCCAUAAUGGAGCUGGUAAGACCACAACGAUCAAUCUGAUAACGGGUAUUACUAAGCCCACCAAAGGAACGGUCAUAGUGAACGGCUUUGAUAUUCGCAGGGAUUUGGCCAAAGCUCGUCAAUCAUUGGGAGUUUGUCCGCAGAUAAAUAUACUUUUCAAGAGCAUGAGUGUGCGGGAUCAUAUUAUAUUCUUCAGCAAACUGAAAGGUAUCCGAGGCAAGAAGGCGGUGGACAACGAGGUAAAUAAGUACGUUACCAUGCUGGAUCUGAAGGACAAGUCUUUUGUGGAUGCUGAUAAACUUUCGGGCGGCAUGAAGCGUAAGUUGUCCCUUUGUUGCGCUCUCUGUGGCAAUGCCAAGGUUGUUCUGUGCGAUGAGCCAAGUUCUGGAAUCGAUGCUGCAGGACGCAGAAGUCUUUGGGAUCUAUUGCAAAGUGAAAAGGAGGGGCGAACUAUUCUACUGACCACUCACUAUAUGGAUGAAGCCGAUGUCUUGGGCGAUCGAAUAGCGAUCUUAUCUGAAGGUAGGCUGCAAUGCCAAGGUACUUCCUUCUACUUGAAGAGGAAAUUUGGUAAUGGCUAUUUAUUGGUCUGCCUAAUGCAGACUGGCUGUGAUGUCAACAAUGUUACCCAGUUGAUAAACAAGUAUGUGCCUCGCUUAAAACCCGAAAAGGUGAUGGGCAGUGAACUAAGGUAUCGCCUGCCCACCAGCUUUUCCAAGAAGUUUGCGGAAUUACUGAAGGAUUUGGAUAGCAAUUGUGCUAAAUUGAAAUUAGAUGGCUAUGGCUUGAGUGGAGCCUCUUUGGAAGAUGUUUUUCUGGCAGUUAAUAAGGAUAAAAGAGUUCGAGGUGGAGCUGAAGUGUCUCAUGGUGGAGAAAGCUCGGAUAUUAAAUACUUGGUUUUCGAUGACAAGGUGAGGGAAACGAGAAAAUCAUCUCGCUUAUGUAUGUUUUGGCAGGCUCUGUUUUUAAAGAAGUUAUAUACCACCAUUAGAAAUUACUGGCUUUUUGGAAUACAGAUAGGUCUGCCCAUAAUAGUUAUGUCCUUGACCAUAUUUAACUCUCGAGGUGGUAGAAUUUACUAUGAACUACCCCCCUUGACGAUAUCCAUUACUCCGUACAAACGCUGUUUCAUUAUAUUGGAGGAUAAUGCUAAUGACAAGACAUCACCCAUGGCUGAGGCUUAUAUAAAACACUUGGAUCAUUACGGUGAGAAAUUAACUUUGUAUAAUACAGGUAACCAAAAAUUCGAGGACUUCAUACUAAGUUUUAACAAAAGUCAAAACCGACGAGUUGAUUUUGCAUUUUUAGCAGGGCUCACUGUUGACAAAGAAAAACUAACUGUGUGGUUAAAUAAUAAACCCCUGCAUACCGCUCCCUUGACCCUGAACUUGCUGCAUAAUGCCUUGGCGAUCACAUUACUUGGUGAGGAUGCCUCGACGUAUGUAACUAACAAGCCUUUGCCAUAUAGCGAUGAUACCAAAACAUUGCGACUGAAUAAAGCACAGCGAUUGGGGGCUGAAAUAUCCAUCAACCUAACCUUAACCCUGAGUUUUCUAACUGCCUUCUUUGCGAUUCCCAUCAUUAAAGAGCGAGAGACCCGUGCCAAGCUUAUGCAAUAUCUCAGUGGAGUGGAUGUGGUUGCCUACUGGACAAGUCACCUUAUAUGGGACUAUUUCAUAUUUCUCCUAUCAGCCUUAGCGGCUAUAUUUACCAUUGCUGCAUUCGAGGAGGUGAGCUAUACAACACCAUUGGAUCUGAGUCGAUACUUUUUUAUGCUCUUAAUAUUUGGAUUUGCUGCAAUCCCACUAAGUUACGUAUUGGCUGCAUGGUUUUCCGAACCAGCCACAGGAUUCACUCGGAUUUCCAUUUGCAAUACCUUCUUGGGUUGUGGUUUGUUCGUGGUGGUGGUUACCCUUAACUUCGAAGCCUUCAAUUUGAAAGAUGUGGCCGACGAAAUGGCCUGGUACUUUCGAAUAUUUCCACACUACAGCGUGGCCAGUUCUCUUUACCACAUCCACAUUGGAUACCAUAUUCGACGUGGCUGCAGUUUGACUGGCAUUAAAAUUUUACGCGAAAUACAGCGUUGCCGCAGUGUUCCAAUUUGUUGUAAUAUCCCACCCUAUUUUGGCUGGCAGAGCCCUGGUGUUUUGCCAGAGAUCGUAUAUAUGUCGAUAGUGGGCGUAAUUCUUUUUUCGAUACCAAUAAUGAAAGACGGAAAGGUAUUCGAAGCUCUUAACGAAAAGUUAAGCAAAAUGUCCAAGCGAAAGCGUUUGAGAGGAGGAUCUUUGCCUGAAAAUGAGGAGGUAAUUGCGGAACGAUUGGUUGUCCAGGAAAUGAUUAAGUCGCAAAGAAUGGAUAUACCUUUGUUGGUGAAUAAUAUCACCAAGCGUUAUAAGAAGAAACUGGCUGUGAAGGGCAUUUCAUUUCAUGUUCCCCCAGCCGAAUGUUUUGGUCUCCUAGGAAUCAAUGGAGCUGGCAAGACCUCAACCUUUCAGAUGUUAGCUGGUGAUCAGAAAAUAACUUCAGGUGAAGCCUACGUAGAUGGCAUAAACAUAUCUACUCAUAAGGUUUAUAGGAAAAUUGGUUAUUGUCCACAGUUUGAUGCUCUGUUCGAAGAUCUCACUGGUCGGGAAACGUUAUAUAUUUAUAGCCUAUUGAGAGGAGUGCAGCGGCGAUAUGUAAAGGUCUUAUGUUGGACCCUGGCCAAGUCUUUCGGAUUUGCACAGCACUUGGAUAAGCAGGCGAAGCAUUAUAGUGGUGGCAAUAAGCGAAAACUGAGCACUGCUAUAUCAGUCCUCGGAAAUCCCUCUGUUCUAUAUCUCGAUGAGCCCACCUGCGGCAUGGAUCCCGGGGCGAGACGACAGAUCUGGGGAAUUAUAGAAUUUAUUCGUACUUCUGGAAAGUCCAUUGUCCUGACCUCCCACAGCAUGGAUGAGUGUGAGGCCUUGUGCAGCCGAUUGGCCAUAAUGGUAGACGGGGAGUUUAAGUGCAUGGGAUCGGUUCAAAGUCUAAAGAAUCAGUACUCAAAGGGUCUGAUACUCAAAAUAAAAGUCAAGCAGAAGCAAAAAGUUUUUCAAAGACUAGUGCAGAGCUCUUCGUCAUCAACGGAUAAAAGGUCUUCCAUGGAAAAAAAUUCCACAAAUUUCAAAAUGGGAUCUACAGAACACAUCUUACCAGAAAGGGUUUUAAAGGUUAAUAGAUUUAUUAUAAACCACAUUCCUGAUGCCGAAUUUAAAGAGGAAUAUAAUGGACUGUUAACAUACUAUAUACCACACAAGGAAAUAUUGGUUGACAUAUUUUAUCUUCUGGAAAGUAAUAUGCAUAAGUUGAAUGUUGAAGAUUAUUUAAUUAUGCAAACACGGUUGGAGGAAAUCUUUUUGGAGUUUGCCUUUAAGCGGGAUUCUUUGGUGACAGCUAAAUGAAGAAAAUGUCGAUGUUGCUGAAAUACUUUUUAUUUAAUUAUAUUUUUAUAAGUAAAUAAACCACAUGAAAAUGAGAAUAAACAGGCAUUCAAGUAAUUCCCUUUCAACCUCGUGAGAUUCCAACAGAAACUUGACCUCCCUGCCUACUAAUUGCUGCCCA
Molecule: messenger RNA, 5293 nt
Organism: Drosophila eugracilis
Lineage: Eukaryota; Metazoa; Arthropoda; Insecta; Diptera; Drosophilidae
Product: phospholipid-transporting ATPase ABCA3
Exons: 2
Coding region: 1-5133 (1710 amino acids)
Biological process (GO): lipid transport; transmembrane transport
Cellular component (GO): membrane; intracellular membrane-bounded organelle
Molecular function (GO): ATP binding; ABC-type transporter activity; ATP hydrolysis activity
Source: RefSeq, a predicted model, not a curated record